UGAGAGUUUUACUAUUGUUCAUCUUUUUACUAGCAAUCAAUGCUAUGAGAAUAAAGCAGGCUCAGGAUACCUCUGCCAUAGCAAAUCUCGCUUCUGAAGCAACUGGAAAUAAUGAUUCAGGAGAGCAGACUCUUUCCAUGGAUGAUAUUAACGAUAUUCUGAUUGCUGCUAACUCUCAGAUAGAAGAUUGCGCACCAAACCAAAACCAGAAUGCGGAUCCAAAUCUCAAUUACAGGUGCCAAAGAGUUACAACUCCUAAUACUGAAACAAUAUAUGAGACUUAUUCUGAUGAUGGAGGAAAUGUCGUUAGCUCUUUAGUUACAACAAACUCAAUUAUAACAAAUGUUGACCCUACUGAUGGCACUGAUGCACAAUCAGCUGAUGAUGAUGGCUCUAAUGAUAAUCAAGAUGAUGACUCAAGUGGAGAGAGAAUUCAAACAAAUCAGGAAAGUACUGAUGACUCCUCUUCUAAUGAUCAAACAGAUACUGAUACCACAGAUGAGGAUACUGCAGAAAAUAGCGAUCAAAAUCAAGAAGAAGAAAGCAAUAACAAUGAUGAUUCUAGAAAUGCAGAAAAUGAAGAAGAUAAUAAUCAAGACGAUUCCGAUGAUUCAAAUGAUGAAGAUCCUCCUAGCCCAAAUGAAAGCCGUUGCUUACAAAAUGUCAACUCAUGCUUAAUGAUCACAGAAAAUGUUCCAGUUGACUGGGAAAUGUAUUAUGAAUGCUACAACAAUGCUCUUCAAUCAGCAUACUGACAAUCAGGAUUCGGAGAAUAA
Molecule: messenger RNA, 776 nt
Organism: Moneuplotes crassus
Lineage: Eukaryota; Ciliophora; Spirotrichea; Euplotida; Euplotidae
Source: the annotation of a GenBank genome assembly